Molecule: messenger RNA, 2515 nt
Organism: Solea solea (common sole)
Lineage: Eukaryota; Metazoa; Chordata; Actinopteri; Pleuronectiformes; Soleidae
Gene: btk
Product: Bruton agammaglobulinemia tyrosine kinase
Exons: 18
Coding region: 178-2073 (631 amino acids)
Biological process (GO): T cell receptor signaling pathway; B cell receptor signaling pathway; peptidyl-tyrosine autophosphorylation
Molecular function (GO): ATP binding; protein binding; non-membrane spanning protein tyrosine kinase activity
Source: RefSeq, a predicted model, not a curated record
CAGAGUCGAUUCCUCUCUGUGGGUGAGUUCAAGCUUCUUGCAUCACAGACAAACACAGUUAAUGGAAGACGAGCGAGUGAGUUAAAGGUUUUCUGCCAUCGCUACAUCUGCACUCGUUUGUCAGCUUCACUUCAUUCUCUGGACGGAUUCCUUGUUCCUCGUUCCAGUUGUGACUGAAUGAUGUCAGACAUUGUCCUGGAAGAGAGCUUCAUUAAACGAUCCCAGCAGAAGAAGAAGACGUCCCCUUUGAACUACAAGGAGAGGUGGUUCAUUCUCACCCAGGAGAAAAUCUCCUAUUAUGAUUUUGAUCCCGACAAAGGGAAGCGAAAAGGCUUGCGAGGAUUUGUUGACCUUGAAAAGGUCAAGUGUGUGGAAACGGUCCAGCCGGAGCCCAACGGUCCACCUGAGCGUGUCUAUGCUUUCCAGAUUGUUUAUGAUGAAGGACCUUUGUACGUCUUCGCAAAGAACGAUGAUAUUCGAGCUCAGUGGAUAAAUAAGCUGAAAGAAAUGGUUCGCUUCAACAAGGAUCUGAUGCAAAAAUACCACCCUUGCUUCUGGGUUGACGGGUUGUGGCUGUGCUGCCAGCAGGAAGUUAAACAAGCAAUGGGUUGCAAAGUGCUGGACAGAAAGAAUGGUUUUAUGUCUAAACCAUCUCGGCUAAGGUUAUCCAGGAAACCUCUGCCUCCGACCCCAACAGAGGAGAAUCCUCCACAGCCCCCCGAGCCUCCUGCUCCUCCUGCGAGCAUGACGGUCAUCGCACAGUACCCCUACUCGCCCAUGACGGAGCAAGACCUGGAGUUAAGGAAGGACGAGGAGUACACCAUCCUCGAGAAGUCUGACACAAACUGGUGGAGAGCCCGAGACAAAUAUGGCAAAGAAGGAUACAUACCGAGUAAUUAUGUUGCGAAAGUAGAAAAUGGGCUGGAAAGAUUUGACUGGUAUAGCAUGAAUAUGAACCGUAGCCAGGCAGAAAAGCUGUUAAAGACUGAGAACAAAGAUGGAGGCUUCUUGAUACGGGAUUCAAGCAAAGCCGGGAAAUACACUGUGUCCUUGUUCAGUAAAGGCUGCGGGGAAACAAGUGGAAGUUGCAGGCAUUACAACAUCUGCACCACGCCACAGGGUCAAUUCUAUCUGGCGGAGAAGCAUCUCUUCAACACCAUCCCAGAACUCAUCAACUACCACCAACACAACUCAGCAGGCAUGGUGAGCAGGCUGAAAUAUAUCGUAUCUAACCGUAAGCGGCCUCCAUCAACGGCCGGGCUCGGCUACGGUAUGUGGGAGAUCGAUCCACGCGACCUGACCUUCAUCAGAGAGCUGGGCACCGGUCAGUUUGGAGUGGUCAAGUACGGCAAGUGGCAGGGGAAGCACGACGUGGCCAUUAAGAUGAUAAAAGAGGGCUCCAUGUCUGAGGAUGACUUCAUCGAGGAGGCCAGAAUCAUGAUGAAACUCCGCCAUGAGAACUUGGUCCAGCUGUACGGCGUCUGCACCGAGCAGAGACCCAUUUACAUAGUGACCGAGUACCUGUCCAACGGCUGCUUGCUGUCAUAUCUCAGGGAGGGACUGAAGCACCCGACAGCCGUGCAGCUCCUGGAGAUGUGCAAAGACGUCUCUGAGGGCAUGGCCUAUCUGGAGUCACAGCAGUACAUCCACAGAGACCUGGCUGCCAGGAACUGUUUGGUGGACGGUAAUGGUACAAUCAAAGUGACUGACUUUGGACUCUCAAGAUACGUCUUAGACGACGAGUACAUGAGCUCGGCGGGUUCCAAGUUCCCUGUUCGCUGGUCCCCUCCGGAGGUCCUGCUCUACUGCAGAUUCAGCAGCAAGUCUGACAUCUGGGCCUACGGAGUUCUGAUGUGGGAGGUGUACACUAUGGGGCAGCUUCCAUAUGAGCGCCUAAACAACACUGAAAUCGUGGAUCAGUUGUCCCGCGGUCAGCGCCUCUACCGCCCUCAGCUGGCCAAUGAAAAGGUUUACAGCAUCAUGUCGAGCUGUUGGACUGAGAAACCAGAUGAGAGACCAACCUUUCAAGAGCUGGUCACUUAUGUCCAGGACUUGCUGUACGAGCUGCAGUAGAUUUCACAGUUAUCCACACAAGCACAUGUCAUUCUACAGCAGCACAUCUGAACAGUGAAUGUGAAUAUGUACCACGGAUGUCAUUAUAACUGAUACAGUUACCGUAGAUCAGCAUUUAUAGGUUAGCAUUGUGUUUAUAUUUCAGUGUGGAAUUGUGACAAAUUGACAAUUUUUACAAAUGGAAAAUCAAGCUUUUGAAAGAGCAGAUCUGUUGCACUAUUAAAAGCCAAGUAUAGUCGGCUUUGAUUGUAAGUGAAAAACAACAACAUGACUUUAUUAUCACAGUAAUAGUUUUGCAGAGGCUGUAUUUUAAAUAGUUUUAUUAAAAUCAUAUUAGUAGUCUGCAAAUGUUAUAUAAAAGGAAAAUAGAUUUAAUUUACUAAAUGACUCUCUUUAUUAACCUCCUGUAGCAGAUUUUGUAAAAUAAUAUCUAAUGACUCUU